CAAAGAUUCAAUCCAAGCUCAAAUUCCCUUGGCUUGUUGCCUGUGGCUGUUGUUGUGUACGGCGUCUAUUGACCAUCUCCCCUCUUCCCUCCAUUGGACCGAACGUUGUCCAUUUCUUUCCGUUCUUCCGUCUCACCGCCGUCCUUGAUUCUCCGUCGCGCUCCAUCCGCGCCCUAUCAUUCAUUCACCAUGUCGUCGUCCCGUAUUGGUCUUCGCUUUUUCCAGAACUCCAGAGCUGCUUUCCGCAAUGCAUAUGGCCCUUUCCGUCGGCCUGGUGGCCAGGGCUUUCGCUUCCAGAGUUCCGAUGCUGCGGCCGCUGAGCAACAGAGCACUUUCCAGCGUCUAUGGAACAGCCCGGUCGGUGUGAAGACGGUGCAUUUCUGGGCCCCUGUUAUGAAGUGGGCCCUUGUCAUCGCCGGUAUCUCCGACCUUAGCCGUCCCGCCGAGAAACUGUCUCUUACUCAAAAUGGUGCUCUGAUGGCCACUGGUGUCAUUUGGACCCGCUGGUGCAUGAUCAUCACCCCCAAGAACUACCUGCUCGCUGCCGUCAACUUCUUCCUUGGAUGUGUCGGUGUUGUCCAGGUCGGCCGUAUCUUCAACUACCGCCGUAGCCUGGACGGCUCGUCGACCGAGGCCGUGAAGGAUAUGGAACAUGAGGUAGCCGACCAGGCCAAGGCUGUCGCUACCCAAGCCGAGGCCGCUAUCAAGAAGUCUUCUUAAGCAAUUAAGUUAUCUGGAACACGGAUCGUGUAAACAACAGCCUCAGCGGCAAUAGAUUGUCUUGAAAUUUGGCAUUGGUGAGUAGGCUCAUAGAGCACGUUGAAGAGAUUAAGAUUGGUUAGAGGCGACUCUGACUUAUAUGUACAUAUUCCACUUUGAAUUGCAUCGACUUUUCCAAUGCUUGUCGGCAUCAUAG
Aspergillus sclerotioniger CBS 115572 is the source of this 916-nucleotide messenger RNA. Its product is annotated as mitochondrial pyruvate carrier family protein. The record is from RefSeq and is a predicted model, not a curated record. Bases 190 to 720 code for a protein of 176 amino acids. Gene Ontology annotation, cellular component: mitochondrial inner membrane. The transcript has 4 exons. Lineage: Eukaryota; Fungi; Ascomycota; Eurotiomycetes; Eurotiales; Aspergillaceae. Gene Ontology annotation, biological process: pyruvate import into mitochondria. Gene Ontology annotation, molecular function: pyruvate transmembrane transporter activity.